UAUUUUAUCCUCUGCCACCUUCCUCUACAGCAUUUCUCAUAUCUACACUGCCGUCCGACGUCCAUAAAAGAGAAGUUAAGAGGGAAAAUUGCUUGACCUUCACUCACCUCCCCAUUCAUCUCCAAAUCAAAGUAAUUUUUCUUGUACUAAUUGAUACCUUCUCCUUCUUGCUCUACUUUCUCCCAUAUGCUCGUUUAAUUAUUGUUAACUAUUUCAGAAUUGAUUUUCUAUUUGUUUGAUAUACAUAUUGUCUAUAUUCAUAUUUCGGUCUCUGCCCAUACCUAUGUUUCUUAAAUUUGGUGCCAUUUUUCAGUCAAUACAGUCCUCACAGCUAAAAACCCUAAACCCAUAUCCCAGAUUGUUUAGAUACUGUCACUUCGACUCAAAACUGGUUUUUAAUUCCAUAAACCAGACAUCAAAUCCAGCACCAAUAAAACCCCAAACCAAUGUUGCAAUUUUCUGGGAUUUGGAUAACAAGCCACCAAAUUCAUUCCCUCCAUUUGAGGCUGCCUUUAGGCUCAAAAUGGCAGCAUCUUCAUUUGGGGUAGUUAGAUACAUGGUGGCAUAUGCCAAUCGGCAUGCUUUUAGUUAUGUGCCGCAAGCUGUCAAAGAGAAAAGAAAAGAAAGAGCAUUAUUGAAUCAGUUAGAAAACAAGGGUGUGAUUAAACCGAUUGAGCCAUAUCUAUGUCGAGUUUGUGGACGAAAGUUUUAUAACAAUGAGAAAUUAACGAAUCACUUUAAGCAAAUUCACGAGCGUGAACAUCAGAAGAGGUUGAAUCAGAUAGAAUCAGCAAGAGGGAAGAGGAGAGUGAAGUUAGUAGCUAGGUAUGCCAUGAAGCUGCAGAAGUACAAGAAUGCAGUGAGGGGCGUUUUGAACCCAAAGGUAGGGUAUGGUCUGGCGGAUGAAUUGAAAAGAGCAGGGUUUUGGGUUAGGAGGGUGUCAGAUAGGCCGCAGGCUGCAGAUGUGGCAUUGAGAGAUCACAUGGUGGAUCUGAUGGAUAAGAGGAGAGCUGAGUGUUUAGUGCUUGUAUCAGAUGAUUCAGAUUUUGUUGGUGUUCUGAAGGAGGCUAAAUUGAGAUGUUUGAAGACAGUUGUGGUUGGGGAUGUUAAUGAUGGGGCACUGAAAAGAGCUGCCGAUGCAGGGUUUUCUUGGCAAGAGAUUUUGAUGGGGAAGGCUAAGAAGGAGGCAGUGUCAGUUGUUGGGCGUUGGAAGGACCAAGACAUUUUGAAGAAACUAGAAUGGACAUACAAUCCAGAGGAAGAGAAAACAUUGUGUGGCAGAGUUGCUGGAUUUGAUAAUUAUGAGAGUGACAGUAAUUCUGAUGAUGAUGAAAAUGAGGGUGGAGACUUUGAAGGUAUCAGUGAUGAUGAUGAGGCUGAUUGUGUGGAAAAGGAUACUGCAUGUGCUUGGUGGGAGUUGAACUCGGAUCCUGGGGCUAGUUUCUAAUGAAGCUAAUGAUAGUUUGGCUAAAGCAUCAGUCAUACAACUUGGUGAAAAUCACCAUUAUUUUUAUGAAGUUCUACAAGCAGAAUAUCUGAGAACAUAACCAUGUUAGAGCUGUUAAUAUUUUUAUCAGGGUGGUAUACUAAUGUUAUUUUUGCAUCUUGCUUCUUAAACUGAUCAACCAUUAAGUCAUUUGAUUAGAUAUCUACUCUUGAUUUUUGAGGUUUUCUUAAGUUACUUUUUGUAAUUCUGAGCAAUGAACACUACUACUCUGAACUGGCGUGUGAAUGCUGAUUGUUUGGUCUCUUCA
Messenger RNA from Manihot esculenta (cassava), 1754 nucleotides. RefSeq lists its product as uncharacterized. Gene Ontology annotation, molecular function: RNA nuclease activity. The coding region runs from base 284 to 1447 and encodes 387 amino acids. The record is from RefSeq and is a predicted model, not a curated record. NCBI's taxonomy places the organism in Eukaryota, Viridiplantae, Streptophyta, Magnoliopsida, Malpighiales, Euphorbiaceae. The transcript has a single exon.